UACUGCACAGGGAAACCCAAUACUGGCCGCUACCAUCACUUGGAAAAGCGGGGAAGGGGUGUAUGUCACGCUGUGAAUUAUGUAACUCGUUGUCGCAUUCAUAAGCUGCCAACUGAGAAACACCCCCGCGUCGCUGUUCGCCCUUCCCAAGGGUUGGAGUUGCUGACGUCACCGGUGCGCUGAUGUAAGAGCCGGUAAGAGAGGAGAAGUCCCACAUCUGUAGUUCUCAGUGUUGCCAUCCCGGACAGUUUGCUGUGCUUAUGGUAUUCUUAGAUCUCCCCUUAGAAUAGUGACCCUUCAUUUAUCCUUCCUCAAACCAACGCACCGCGUGAUGUAUCAAAGCCCGGCGAGCAGACUGUCUUCGGCGCUAAGAGACGCGUUAGUCCCGUGCGCAUCUUCUUUGCGCCAGCAGUCGCCAGUCAGGAGGAGAGCCAUCCCGACUCCAGGACAGGGGCCCCUGUUUGGGCUCAGCUGCUGCCACAGUCUUGCUGGCUGGAUCGGGGAAGCCCCGGGAGCAGGACAUAAUAGUUCCGCAGCGGCAGCCACAGCAGCAAGUGCGACUACAGGGACAGCGGCUAGAUCGGCCUCUAGAACUGUUUGUUCCAUGGGAAACAGCACCAGCAGACUGUACAGCGCUCUUGCCAAGACGCUUAGCAGUAGUGCCGCUGUGUCCCAGGAGUUACUGGAAGCCUCCCAGCAUGACCAGUCUGAGCCUCUGGAUCCCAAGGAGCUUCUGGAUGAGUGCCAAGUGGCCCUGCAAGACCGGCCGGCCCGGCUCCACCGAGACUUUUUCAGCCUGAGGAGCGAGUCAAGCAGCCAGCAGCCACGCACAUUUCGAGUGAUGCAGUGGAACAUUCUGGCACAAGCUCUUGGUGAAGGCAAAGACAACUUUAUAAUGUGCCCUAUGGAGGCCUUGAAGUGGGAGGAAAGGAAAUACUUGAUCCUGGAGGAAAUCCUGAUGUACCAGCCUGAUGUAUUGUGUCUGCAGGAAGUAGAUCACUACUUUGAUACCUUCCAGCCUAUACUGAGCAGAUUGGGCUACCAGUGCACUUUCUUGGCCAAACCAUGGUCUCCCUGCCUUGAUGUGGAACACAACAAUGGGCCAGAUGGCUGUGCCUUGUUCUUCCUGCAGGAUAGAUUCCAGCUGGUUAACAGUGCCAAAAUCAGGCUGUCGGCCAGAACCUUAAAGACCAACCAGGUGGCCAUUGCCGAGACCCUGCAGUGCUGUGAAACUGGAAGGCAACUGUGCUUUGCGGUCACCCAUCUAAAGGCACGGACGGGAUGGGAGAGGUUUAGGCUGGCACAAGGCUCUGACCUACUAGACAACCUAGAAUCGAUUACCCAGGGUGCCACAGUUCCACUCAUUAUUUGUGGAGACUUCAAUGCAGACCCUACAGAGGAAGUGUACAAAAGAUUUGCCUCCUCCAGCUUGAACCUAAACAGCGCCUACAAGUUACUGAGUGAAGAUGGCGAAUCCGAACCACCCUACACUACGUGGAAGAUCCGCACUACAGGAGAGUCAUGCCACACUCUGGAUUACAUCUGGUACUCCCAGCAUGCCUUGAGGGUAAACGCUGCUUUAGGUCUGCCAACUGAAGAGCAGAUUGGGCCCAACAGACUCCCUUCUUUCAAUUAUCCCUCCGAUCACCUGUCGUUAGUGUGUGACUUUAGUUUUAACGAAGACCCAGCCAGAUUAUUAUAAGGGCCUUCCUGUGUUCUUACUGUGAUUUGUGAUGUUUAGCAAGCGUGAGCGUAAGGACUGCUAAAGCUGUAACGUAAAUUAUCCUGUGCUAUAUACUUGAGAUUGACUUGGUGAACCUCUUCUAUUUAUUUAAUAAUUAUAUAGAAACACCCUUCAUUUAUCGAAGCUGCUAGGACAUUUGCAUUUUUUUUGCCAAAUAUCUUGCUAUAAAGGGUAAAUCACCUCGAAUUCUCCAGCCGAACAUUUGUUUUCCUUUAUUCCCUUGAGAUUGUUUAUGUUCAAACCAAAUGCCUUUAUCUGCAGAAUGAUGCACGUGUGUUGUUUGUAGGGCGGUGUUUGUCUGAAACGGCACAUUUCGUAGUUUUUAUUUUUUGUACAUGGAACAUUAGUUGCUUUACUAAUAAUCUUUAUCUAUGAUUCUGUACAAGUCUGUCUUGUGAUAUUGUGUAAAGCCAAAACAGCCAUACUAGGGGCGCUUUACGUUUACAGGCUGGCGAGUUUGAAGUGCAAUAUUUUUUAAUGGAUUUAUUUUGCAAUUUCAGGACUUCAGCAACGUUUCCAUCUGCACUUUGAUUGCUCCUGAGUAUUCAGCAGUGCUAGGAUAGUGUAACUGACAGCACUAUAAGCUAUUGAGGCAUUCCUUUCUUGUUGGGAAAAUGUUUUUCUAAAGUUUAUAUUUUAGUCCUUCGACAAACCGUUCUAAUAUGUUUUCUUUUAAUGAUUGUUAUAAAAUAAGGGCAGAGAUUAUUUUGAGUCCUGUUUAUUUACUUGUUUGUGGUUAAUAAAUACCUCACAGACAUG
Messenger RNA from Xenopus laevis (African clawed frog), 2503 nucleotides. It is a transcript of the gene noct.L, whose product is annotated as nocturnin L homeolog. Lineage: Eukaryota; Metazoa; Chordata; Amphibia; Anura; Pipidae. The transcript has 3 exons. Gene Ontology annotation, biological process: circadian rhythm. Gene Ontology annotation, molecular function: catalytic activity; poly(A)-specific ribonuclease activity; 3'-5'-RNA exonuclease activity. The record is from RefSeq and is a predicted model, not a curated record. Bases 332 to 1702 code for a protein of 456 amino acids. Gene Ontology annotation, cellular component: cytoplasm; perinuclear region of cytoplasm; mitochondrion.